AUGGAAAAUAAGGAUGAUGAUAAGAAAGAAAAGAACCAAAUAUCACUACUCGAAAUUAAGAGAAAAGUGCAAAAUGAACAGGAAGCAUUAAAAGAUGACAAUAAACAAAAAAAGUUUCGAAUAUUAAAUUAUACCUCAAGAGAUAGUGCUGUCGGAAAAAUUGAAAAAGAUUUUAUGGUUUACUUUUGUUUUUUAUGUGGCUUUAAUUGCUUAAUUAGUGAAAUAGAUAUAAAAAAAUUACCCACGAGAAAAACAGAUAAUUCUAUUAUAUUUCCAUUUAAAAAGAUUAUACAUAAAAAAUUUCAUAAAACGCAAACAGAGCGAAUAGUAAUUAAAAGAAAACAUGGGGCUGAAGUACAAUAUAGAAUACUAUGCAAAGAAUGUGCUGUACCAAUUGGAUAUGUUAAUAAUUUGAAUGAGCAAAACUCAUUCAUUUAUUAUUAUGACUAUUCUUUGUUAAAGGAUCAGACAAAAUGUAAAUUUUUUUCAGACAUUUGA
Plasmodium malariae is the source of this 498-nucleotide messenger RNA. Its product is annotated as conserved Plasmodium protein, unknown function. The record is from RefSeq and is a predicted model, not a curated record. NCBI's taxonomy places the organism in Eukaryota, Apicomplexa, Aconoidasida, Haemosporida, Plasmodiidae. The transcript has a single exon. The coding region runs from base 1 to 498 and encodes 165 amino acids.